GUACCCCUUGUUUUGUAUAAAGUUUCGCCCUUCGAGCACCUCUUUGGUCAAGCACCCAGAAUUCCUUGCAGAAUUCUGGCCGACAGGACAGGUAACAAUAGCUAGGUAUUCCCGGCAGAACUGUCCACCGUGUAAGACACGAUGUAAAGGGUCAGGACAGAUUGGUUAAGUUUUGCACCAGCUUGUGCCUAUGACUUACAGCAAGUCUACUGCAACAUUUUAGUAUAUUUCUGCACGGAAAACAGACCGUGCACCAUGCUGAGGUGUUCGUGGUAACUGAUGUCAUGAUGACGACGAUGAUGUCGGUGAUGUUGAUGAUGGUGUCGAUGACGAUGAUGACAAUGAUCUUGAUGAAGACGAUGUCGAUGAUGAUGUCUACGACUUAGUCGCGGGAAUCUCCAGUACUUGUGAACAUUGAUCCCAACCACAGUCUGGGACUACAGCCCCGGAGGCUUGGGAGGUUUAAGGACAGUGUUGGACUUGAUUGAGACUGUCGUAUGGAUGGACAAUACUAGUAAUGAUUGAAAUUGAGUUCUAAAUUGGUUUGAGUUUUUGAGAACACGUGUUGAUAGUUGAUACAGCUGUUUAAACAUCUUUUGAUCAUUUUUUUUUAUCAUUGUAAAUAACAUUUUUUUUUUGGUUACGAUCAUUUGAGUGAGUGUGUGUGUGUGUGUGUGUGAUUGCGUGAUUUAUUUGUUAAUUGUCUUUUCUUUAUUUCUUUUUUUUUGUGUAAAUAAAUUCUUGUUUUCUUUGAAGAAAUUCUUGUUUUGAUUUGAAAAGGAAAGCCUGGCUCAUUCCACGUUACAAAUUUGGUGGCAGCGGUGGGAUGACAGACUCUCUUUUUAAAUCAAACUAGAAUUCUUCUAUGGUGAAGGUUUGCCAGGAUUAAUUUUUUGAUUUAUAUUUUUCGUUAUAGUUAGCGUUGGUUAAGAGUUGAGUAGUUAAUCCAAGGGCAACAUGCAGAUCAGCUUUGGUGAGUGAAGUUAUGGCUCUCCCUUAUGAUACUUAAGUUAAGGUAAGCUAGCUGAGUAAGAUCUUUGAUAAAUAUAUAUAGUGAGACUAUUAUUCCUUUGGACUUAAAAUUGGUAAGGUGGUUCAGUUUAGUCAUCCAUCAUGUCUACUGUGAAGGAAAUGCAGGAGUUGCUGGAGCUUGGUACUCAAAUGGGAUUCAAGGAUGAGGCUCUACAAAAUUUUGUGAAGGAGGAACAAUCUAGACUUCGUGAUGAACGAGAAAGACAAAGAGAAGAAAGAAAGUCGAAGGAGGAACGUGAACAUCAGUUGCAGCUGGAAAAAGAACGUACAGAAAGAGAGCGUGAGGAACGUGAACACAUUCUUCAGAUGGAAGCGAGCAAAGAACAUUUUGCUUAUUCCGAACACAAACGCAAGAUGGAAGAAAUGGAAAUUGAUCAUAAAUUCCAACUACUAGCAGCUGAAAGGUCUCACAAAGUGUUGGAUUCAUCUUCACACGGCACGGAAAUGCAACAACCAAUAAAAGGACCAAAACUUCCUGCGUUCGACGAUUCGAAGGAUAAUAUUGACGCUUACAUCCAACGUUUUGAGAUUUAUGCGACAUCACAGAAAUGGCGUAGGGAUAACUGGGGAGCUCAUCUUAGUGCCUUACUCAAAGGAAAAGCUCUGGAUGUGUUUUCAAGACUUCCUCCAGAAUCUGCUUUAGAUUUCGAUGAACUGAAAAAGGCUCUUCUUAAACGUUUUGAUAUGACGGAAGAUGGAUUUCGCAAGAAGUUUAGAUCAUCCUGCGUUCGAUCAAGGAUAAUAUUGACGCUUACAUCCAACGUUUUGAGAUUUAUGCGACAUCACAGAAAUGGCGUAGGGAUAACUGGGGACAUCUUAGUGCCUUACUCAAAGGAAAAGCUCUGGAUGUGUUUUUAA
Messenger RNA from Saccostrea cuccullata (small rock oyster), 1890 nucleotides. Its product is annotated as E3 ubiquitin-protein ligase BRE1A-like. The transcript is spliced from 2 exons. The record is from RefSeq and is a predicted model, not a curated record. The coding region runs from base 1114 to 1890 and encodes 258 amino acids. Lineage: Eukaryota; Metazoa; Mollusca; Bivalvia; Ostreida; Ostreidae.